CUUUAAACCCCCCGCCCCCACCAGCCAAUCAGAGAGCAAACCAAAGAGCUAUGUACUGGUGUUGCUGGGUAGACAAAUCGAAAACGACGUAGUUCAAGUCAGAACAGCGGUGGACUACCGAUUGAUUUAGUUUUCACCAAUUUUUCUUUCGGCCUUCUAACACCUUUUGACUAUUGUCGGACAUGGCAACUGACUGCGAGGCCUGGCUCAACUCGAACCCCGUUGAGGCCGACAAUGUGAGUGACUCCGAAGACGAAAGCAACGAUGGCGUACCUAUAACCAACAAGAUCAUCAACAACGAGAUCAACGGCAAUUGGGUGUUGUCGUCGAGCAGCAGCAUCCAGGAAGCGCGACUCAAGGCCAAGGCUAAGCGGAGGCUCAGGAAGAACUCAUCUAGGGAUUCUGGCAGGGGGGACUCACUUAGUGAUAAUGGAGAUUUUGUCAGGGGGACAGCGGUGGCUCCCACCAGCCCCAAGAGCAAGCUGCUGGACAGGAGGUCCAGACUGGGCAAAGGCAGAGGUCUGCCAAAGAAAGGUGGGGCUGGAGGCAAGGGUGUUUGGGGAAGAUCCGGUGAGGUGUAUGAACCGGAGCAAGUAGAUGUGAAAGACCCAAACUAUGACGAAGCUCAGGAAAACUGUGUGUAUGAGACUGUGGUCCCUCCACUGGAUGAGAGGGACUUUGAGAAGACAGUCACCCCCAUCGUGCAGGAGUAUUUUGAACACGGAGACACAAAUGAAGUUGCGGAACUGCUUGCAGAUCUAAACCUGGGGCCCAUGAGAAGUGAAGUGCCCUCUCUAGCUGUAUCGUUAGCCCUGGAGGCCAAGGCAAGCCAGAGAGAGCUGACCUCCAGGCUGCUGGCUGAUCUCUGUGGGCCUGUCAUAUUCCGCAGUGAUUUGGAAAAAUCCUUUGAUAAACUCCUCCGAGAGCUUCCGGAUCUGGUGCUGGACACGCCUGGAGCGCCGCAGCUAAUUGGCCAAUUCAUCGCACGCGCCGUUUGUGACCAGAUAUUGUCAAAGAGCUACAUUGAGAGCUACAAAGGACGAGUUGGCUGUGAAUACACAAGGGCGGCUCUAGACCGGGCAGCUGUGCUUUUGAAGAUGAGUAACGGUGGGGUUCGUAUAGACAACCAAUGGGGUACAGGUGGAGGUCAGAGACCAGUCACACAGCUUGUCAAAGAGAUGAAUCUCCUGCUAAAGGAAUACAUCCUUUCCGGAGAUAGUAAAGAGGCAGAGAGGUGCCUAAAAGAAUUGGAGGUUCCACAUUUUCACCAUGAGUUUGUCUAUGAGGCUAUAGUAAUGGUAUUGGAGUCCAAGGGAGAGAAGACAUUCAAAAUGCUUCUGCCACUUCUUAAGUCACUCUCUGUGUCCUCCAUCAUCACUGUGGACCAAAUUAUAAGGGGCUAUGAAAGAGUUUAUAUGGACAUAGCUGAAAUUAACAUAGAUGUUCCUCGUGCGUAUUUCAUCCUUGAACAAUUCAUCGAAAAGAGCUUUGAUAUGGGAAUCAUUGAUGUAAAAUUAAGAGAUCUUUGUCCUAGUAGGGGCCGCAAGAGAUUUGUCAGCGAGGGAGACGGGGGUGUCAUCAAAACUGAAAGCUAAGGAGAGACACGCUUUGAAAUUUUCAUGACUUUUUUUUUUUUUUAACUUGGAUAUUUUUCGAUUUAAAGGUAAAAAAAUGUGACCUAUCACAGCAAAAUGGGUCAUGUUAACCCAUUUUUCAAAACUGUUUUGGCGUAUUAUAAAGCUUUCCUUUGACAUAGCAACCAUUUAGCUACGACGUUGCAUUUCCGAGAAAAUGCGACUUAUGUUGGGUGAUCCGCAACUAGCAUGUUAGGCUGCUAGCAAAAGGCUAAUUUUAUCACUGGAAAUAUUUACAUCUUUCCUGCCUUUGCAAAAGGGAAUGAUUGUUUUUUAGAUAAUUUCUGACAUCUUGGAGUAGCUUUUACAAAAGGCAAUUUCUGAACACUUCAUGGUGUUUAUGGAACAUUUAAAAAGGACAUUUUCGGCUCACAUCUCAUUUCUCUGCGUGACUUCCAAGUCAUUUUCCUAUGCUAGGUUACAAACGCACUUUUGAGACUGACGCUCUUUAAGUACUUCGUUCCCUUGUUUCAACAUAAAUAGUAACAAGCUAACCUUGAAAGUGCCACAACUCUGUGUCAGUCAUUCCAUGUUAUGAUGUUAAGUAUUGACAGAGUUCACUGCCACACCUUUUGUGUUUUAAGGAAGCAACCGUUUGUACACAUGACUGCUUUGUGUCAAAAGCUUUAUAAAGGUGUAAAGAAGAAAAGGGGAGGUGUUUUGUUCUAUGCCAUACAGCCCCCCGUUACUAGCUGCUCUUUCUAUGCCGUGUGACUCAUUUCUUUUAUUGAAGGUCAGGUUCUGGCAUUAGAGUGUUUAUUUUUAUAUCAAUGUGUGAUUUACUGUGUUUCUCCCUGUUUGUUCAUUAAAAGAACUAUGAAGAACGACUUUUUUUAUUGAGGCAUUAUGAAUAAUUUCAACAUAAAAGCUCUGCCUAUAACACUAAAACCAAUAAAUAUAAAUACUGAUCAGUCCAUCCAAGGUUUGCAAAGUAUUAUCA
Corythoichthys intestinalis (scribbled pipefish) is the source of this 2574-nucleotide messenger RNA. RefSeq names its product programmed cell death 4b (gene pdcd4b). Gene Ontology annotation, cellular component: cytosol; nucleus. Lineage: Eukaryota; Metazoa; Chordata; Actinopteri; Syngnathiformes; Syngnathidae. The coding region runs from base 183 to 1595 and encodes 470 amino acids. Gene Ontology annotation, biological process: negative regulation of DNA-templated transcription. The transcript is spliced from 12 exons. The record is from RefSeq and is a predicted model, not a curated record.